CUGCUCCCAGACACACCUCCCCGUGGGAACGUACACUGACCACGGGAAGAGCCUGGAAGGGACUUGGGAUUGUCCCAAGGGAAGAAAAGAGAUCUGGACCACCCAGCCCGCCAGCACCACUCUGCAGAAAUGCCUCCUCAGCUUCAAAACGGCCUGGACGUCUCGGCCAGAGUCAUCCACGGCACCCUGGACAGCCUGCCCCCGGCAGUGAGGGCGUUUGUGGAGGACAGCGUCACUCUGUGUCAGCCGGAGCACAUCCACAUCUGCGAUGGGUCUGAGCAGGAGAACCGGCGCCUUCUGGACAGCAUGGAGGAGCAGGGCAUCAUCAAGAGGCUCAAGAAGUAUGACAACUGCUGGCUGGCUCUCACUGACCCCAGGGACGUGGCCCGAAUAGAAAGCAAGACCGUCAUCAUCACCCGAGAGCAAAGGGACACGGUGCCCAUCCCCACGACUGGCCUGAGCCAACUGGGCCGCUGGAUGUCCGAGGAGGCCUUUGAGAAAGCCUUCAACUCCAGGUUCCCAGGGUGCAUGAAAGGUCGCACCAUGUACGUCAUCCCCUUCAGCAUGGGGCCGCUGGGCUCGCCUCUGUCCAAGAUCGGCAUCGAGCUGUCAGACUCGCCCUACGUGGUGGCCAGCAUGCGGAUCAUGACCCGCAUGGGCACCCCGGUCCUGGAGGCGCUGGGCAGUGGGGAGUUCGUGAAGUGCCUUCACUCUGUCGGCUGCCCCCUGCCACUGAAAAGGCCGUUAGUCAACAACUGGGCCUGCAACCCAGAGCUGACGCUCAUCGCCCACCUGCCUGACCGUAGAGAGAUCAUCUCCUUCGGCAGUGGCUAUGGUGGGAACUCGCUCCUAGGGAAGAAAUGCUUUGCUCUGAGGAUGGCCAGCCGCCUGGCCAAGGAGGAAGGCUGGCUGGCAGAGCACAUGCUGAUCCUGGGCAUCACCAACCCCGAGGGCGAGAAAAAGUACCUGGCCGCAGCCUUUCCCAGCGCCUGUGGGAAGACCAACCUGGCCAUGAUGACUCCCACACUCCCCGGGUGGAAGGUGGAGUGUGUUGGGGACGACAUUGCCUGGAUGAAAUUUGACGAGCAAGGUAACCUAAGGGCCAUCAACCCAGAAAAUGGCUUUUUCGGCGUCGCUCCGGGGACGUCUGUGAAGACGAACCCCAAUGCCAUCCGGACCAUCCAACAGAACACCAUCUUCACCAAUGUAGCCGAGACCAGCGACGGGGGCGUCUACUGGGAAGGCCUGGAUGAGCCGCUGGCCCCUGGCAUCACCCUCACCUCCUGGAAGAACAAGAAGUGGAGCCCGGAGGACGGGGAACCCUGUGCGCACCCCAACUCGCGAUUCUGCACCCCUGCUGGCCAGUGUCCUAUCAUCGACCCUGCCUGGGAGGCCCCAGAAGGCGUCCCCAUCUCCGGCAUCAUCUUUGGGGGCCGCAGACCUUCUGGUGUCCCUCUGGUCUACGAAGCGUUCAACUGGCGCCACGGGGUGUUUGUGGGGGCAGCCAUGAGGUCAGAGGCCACUGCAGCUGCUGAACACAAAGGCAAGGUCAUCAUGCACGACCCUUUUGCCAUGAGGCCCUUCUUUGGCUACAACUUUGGCAAAUACCUGGCGCACUGGCUCAGCAUGGCGGAGCGUCCGGCUGCCAGACUGCCCAAGAUCUUCCACGUCAACUGGUUCCGCAAAGACCAGAAGGGCCGGUUCCUCUGGCCAGGAUUUGGGGAGAACUCCAGGGUCCUGGAGUGGAUGUUCAACCGCAUCAAAGGGGAGGAUGUCGCCCAGGCCACCGCCAUCGGCUACAUCCCCGCAGAGGGCGCCUUGAACCUGAAAGGCCUGGGAGACGUCAACCUGAAGGAGCUGUUCGGCAUCUCCAAGGCGUUCUGGGAGAAGGAGGUGGAGGAGAUCCAGAAGUACCUGGAGGAGCAGGUCAAUGCCGACCUGCCCCAGGAGAUCGAGAGAGAGGUCCUGGCCCUGAAGGAGAGAGUCAGCCAGAUGUGACCGGGAGCAGAGUGCUCAAACCUCCCAAACCGUCCCCUUCCUGACCCAGGAGAUCCACCUGGGAGCCGGAGACAGUGGGCUCUUCCGGAGCGGACCUCAUCAGCCAGGCGAUACGGCUGCAGACCCCCAAAGGCACACUUUAAAUUUUGAGAUGAGAGCCACAGAGUCAAGGCUAGGAGCCAAUGAGACAGGGGUGGGGAAGUCUGGGUGUGUGUCCACUCCCCGUAGUUGCCCAUCCACGUUCUGCUUCACCCUGAGGGCCCUGGGCCACCUUAGAGGGGUGUGAUCCUUCACUGUGUCAAUCUCCACCUGUUGAAAUGCACAAACACAAAACUUGAGCUGUACAUAUGUGUGCGUGUGUGUGUGUGUGUGUGUGUGUGUGUGUGUGUGUGGUAUAUAUAUAUAUAUUGUGUGUGUGUGUGUGUGUGUGUCCUGUUACCUGGAACCUACUUAAUACCUUUGGAAAAAUCUUGGGAGAGAUGACCCACUCAUCGUGGUCAGAAAUGAAGUGUCCCUUUAUGACUAAUGCGUGUGUUUAAAUUAUUUAUGUACACUACUCUGCUUUACCUCUGCAUAAUGGCAAGCCCCCCUCCCUCCACUUGGCCACUUCUUGUUUAAAAAAAAGACAAAAUAAACUUUUAUAGAAAAGACGGA
Echinops telfairi (small Madagascar hedgehog) is the source of this 2652-nucleotide messenger RNA. RefSeq names its product phosphoenolpyruvate carboxykinase 1 (gene PCK1). The coding region runs from base 130 to 1998 and encodes 622 amino acids. The transcript is spliced from 10 exons. Gene Ontology annotation, cellular component: mitochondrion; cytosol. The record is from RefSeq and is a predicted model, not a curated record. Lineage: Eukaryota; Metazoa; Chordata; Mammalia; Afrosoricida; Tenrecidae. Gene Ontology annotation, molecular function: phosphoenolpyruvate carboxykinase (GTP) activity; GTP binding; manganese ion binding. Gene Ontology annotation, biological process: hepatocyte differentiation; cellular response to glucose stimulus; propionate catabolic process.